Messenger RNA from Hordeum vulgare subsp. vulgare (domesticated barley), 2409 nucleotides. RefSeq names its product subtilisin-like protease SBT3.8. NCBI's taxonomy places the organism in Eukaryota, Viridiplantae, Streptophyta, Magnoliopsida, Poales, Poaceae. Bases 97 to 2313 code for a protein of 738 amino acids. The transcript has 10 exons. The record is from RefSeq and is a predicted model, not a curated record. Gene Ontology annotation, biological process: proteolysis. Gene Ontology annotation, molecular function: serine-type endopeptidase activity.
ACAUGUCUGGGGCUAUAUUUAUACAUACACACGACUACACGAGAGAACAAAAGGAUACUCACUUGACAAACUUAACACUUCCCCCCCAUAGCAGACAUGGAUAUGAGAAGAGCUUUCGCCUGUACCCUGCUACUGGCGGCACUGCUGCCUCUUUCGGAGGCGGAUGCGUCGAGCAAACUCUACAUAGUGUACAUGGGGGAGAAGAAACAUGAUGAUCCAUCCAUGGUCACCGCGUCGCACCAUGACGUACUAACCUCCGUCUUUGGGAGCAAGGAUGAAGCCAUGAAGUCGAUGGUUUACAGUUACAGGCACGGAUUUUCUGGCUUCGCCGCGAUGCUUACAGAGUCUCAGGCUGGGACACUUGCAAAAUGUUCUCAUAUUCUCAGUGUAAGACCCAACGUUUACCAUGAAUCGCACACGACUCGGAGCUGGGACUUCCUCGGCCUUGACUACGACCAGCCGCCAGAACAUUCAGGCCUCCUCCAGAAAGCAAAGUACGGUGAAGAUGUCAUCAUCGGGGUGAUCGAUUCAGGGAUAUGGCCUGAAUCACGGAGCUUUGACGACAGCGGCUACGGUCCGGUACCGGCAAGGUGGAGAGGCACAUGCCAGACCGGUCAGCAGUUCGACGCCACGAGUUGCAACAGAAAGAUCAUCGGCGCACGAUGGUUCAGCGGUGGCAUGAGCGAUGAGGUGCUCAAGGGCGACUACAUGUCGCCUAGGGACCUCAGCGGCCACGGCACGCACGUUGCCUCGACGAUCGCCGGUGAACAGGUGCGGAACGUGAGCUACGGAGGCCUUGCCGCCGGGGUGGCACGCGGCGGGGCGCCACGCGCCAGACUGGCAAUCUACAAGGCGUUGUGGGGGCAACGUGGAUCGGGCAGUCACGCGGGGGUCCUUGCGGCACUCGACCACGCCAUAGACGAUGGCGUGGAUGUCCUGUCACUCUCGCUGGGGCAGGCAGGCAGCGAGCUCUUUGAGACACUGCAUGUCGUCGAGAGAGGGAUCUCCGUCGUGUUCUCUGCCGGGAACGGCGGACCUGUGCCUCAAACGGCAUGGAAUGCAGUGCCUUGGGUCACGACGGUGGCUGCUAGCACGAUAGACCGGUCUUUCCCUACACUGAUAUCCCUCGGGAAUAAACGAAAGUUGGUGGGGCAAUCUCUUCACAACAAUGCAUAUGUGAACACCGAUGACUUUAAGAUCCUUGUUUACGCGAGGAGCUGCAACACUCAAUCAUUAGCAUCGAGAAACAUCACUGGUAAAAUUGUUCUGUGCUAUGCACCGGCGGAGGCGGCUAUUACGCCACCUCGGCUAGCACUUCCUAUUGUCAUAAAUCGUACCAUGGAGGUUGAUGCAAAGGGCCUCAUCUUUGCACAAUAUGAUACAAACAUCCUCGACAUCUUGACCAUGUGUAAGGGCAAUAUGGCAUGUGUAGUGGUGGACUUCGAAACUGCACACACAAUUCUCGCAUAUUUUGACAACUCAAAGAAGCCAGUGGUGAAGGUGUCGCCUGCCAUGACCGUUACUGGGAACCAAGUGUUGUCACCGAUGAUCGCCUCAUUCUCGUCAAGAGGCCCGAGUGCCGCAUUCCCGGGAAUACUAAAGCCGGAUGUUGCUGCACCUGGGGUCAGCAUCUUGGCAGCCAAGGGCAACUCCUAUGUGUUCAUGUCUGGGACAUCCAUGGCGUGUCCGCAUGUCUCGGCAGUGGUCGCUCUGCUUAAGUCGGCUCACUCGGAUUGGUCCCCUGCCAUGAUAAAGUCUGCCAUCAUGACCACAGCAUCUGUGACCGAUCAUUUCGGCGUGCUGAUCCAGGCAGAGGGCGUCCCGAGGAAACUAGCCGACCCCUUUGACUUUGGUGGUGGUCAUAUGGAUCCAGAUAGGGCCAUUGACCCUGGCUUGGUUUAUGACAUGAAUGCAAAAGAUUACAACAAGUUCUUAAAUUGCAUUGAUGAACUGUCAGACGAUUGUAAGUCAUAUAUCAGCAAUCUCAACCUCCCAUCAAUCACCAUGCCAGACCUCAGUGACAACAUCACAGUAAGGCGCACUGUCAUGAAUGUCGGGCAAGUUAAAGCAACAUACCGAGUGGUGGUUGAGGCUCCCGCUGGGGUAGUCGUAACCGUGGAGCCAUCUAUGAUCAGUUUUAUAGAAGGUGGUAGCAAAAGCGUGAUGUUUAUGGUGACGUUCACAUCGAGGAAGAGAGUGCAAGGUGGGUACACCUUUGGGAGUUUAACAUGGUCGGAUGAAAAUACUCACUCAGUGAGAAUACCUAUUGCAGUGCGAACUAUAGUACAAGACUUUGUAACAGAUACUUCAUAAAUUCAACCGUAUUUAUGUGUAUACCUUGUUCAUGUCCUCCAAUGAUUAUCAUAUGAAUUGUUGAAAAAGAACUGAAGAUGCAAUAUAUACAUCAUU